Molecule: messenger RNA, 2733 nt
Organism: Petromyzon marinus (sea lamprey)
Lineage: Eukaryota; Metazoa; Chordata; Hyperoartia; Petromyzontiformes; Petromyzontidae
Source: RefSeq, a predicted model, not a curated record
GGGCGACUCGCUUAAUGCUGAGUCGACCUCGGCGAGGGCCAUUACCGUUUCAUAAAAUCGUCACUGAUAUUAGCCACGAGCGAGGAUCGAACUCGGAUAUCUGCAAGGGUUCGCAGCGCAGGUGCGGCCGGCGCUAACCACUUCGCCACCGCUCCGCACGUGCACGCACGCGCACGCACGCACGCGCGCGCACGCACAGCGGAACUGAAGACGUAGUAGCCUCGGCUUGCCCCGAACAGGUCUCAUUGAUUACCCUGCAGCCCACACAACCCUCCACCCCACCGCCCGACCGCGCCAGGCGAAUCACUGUGUGAUCGGUGGGAACUAAGACCAUUGUGAUGCUAAAGCAACUCAGGGUGGGGCGCGGGAGGGAGAAGGGGGGGGGCGAUCUCUGUCAGAUCUCGAGGGUCCAGUUCUCUUCACCCGCACCCCAACCUCCUUCACCACUGCCCUCCUCCUCCUCCGCUCUCUCGCUCUCACUCACUUGGCACUGACGUGCGCUCACAUCGACUGCCGACAGACCGAGGCGCGUUAUGCACAGAGCCCCGAGACCCGCGUAGAGUCUAUCGCCGCGGUUAUUGCCUGUAUUGUGUGUGCAUGUGUGGGUGUGAUGAUAAAGGAUCAUCAGCAGCAUCAUCAGCAUCAUCAUCAUCAGCAGCAGCAAUGGGAUUAUAAUUAUCAGCAGCAGCAGUGACAUAUUUGUCAGAAGCGGUAGAACAAGCGUGCAGCAGUAGCGCAAACAGCUUUACUGAUAUAAUUUUCACCAUCGCAAUCGUCAGCAGUAGUAAUAGAUUAUCAUCAGCAGUCGUGGAAACAUCAUCAUCAUCAGUGUAAGCAGGAGCAGCACGAUGAAAGAAUCGCUAUCAUCAUCAGCAGCAGUAGUAGCUGCGGCAGUCACAGCAACAGCAUCAGCAGCGACACCUAUAUGAUCUGUUAUCGUCAUCAGCAGCCGCAACUUAAUCAUCAACUUUAACAAUAACGGAAUCGUUAUCAACAGUAGCAGCAAAAGUAACAGUCCAACACAGUCAUCAUCAACAUCAUUAGAAUCAUUAUCAUCAGCAGCCUUAUCAUAAUCUCGCCGCUAUACCCCUACGCACACACAUACAUGUAGAAGCACUCUUAGACAUUAUACAAUCAAAUACACAGCCACCUCUACUCGUACCUGAACGCUGCCCUGUGGAAUACAACCUCGUAUCGUCAUCGGCAGCGUUAUCGUCGUCACACUCACAACAGGAUAACACCACGACAAUUAUCACCAUCAGUCAGCUGGAGAUCAUCAAGUCGCGUGCGCCUCGCAUGCAUGCGAGGCUUGAAGCCGCCGUCCACGUAGGAGCCGUGGGGGAAGGAAACGCGAACAUCCCACCCGAGCUAUGGAACACGGGUUCGCAUCUCCACUCCGGUGCAUCACCGACCUCGUCGUCACGGUCAUCAUCUUCGUGGUCGUCGCCGCCGGCUUCGGCUACGUUCCUCUGGCCGGGGCCUCGGCCUCGUGGUGGUCGCUGGGUGCCGUGCCCGUGCAGAGGCCCGAGGUGUACCUGCUGGGCGCGCAGCCGCUGUGCGCCUCGCUGCCGGGUCUCUCCCCCGGGCAGCGCAAGCUCUGCUCCCUCUACCAGGACCACGUGACGCACGUGGCGGCCGGGGCGCGACUCGCCGAGCGCGAGUGCCAGCACCAGUUCCGCGCCAGGCGCUGGAACUGCAGCGCCGGGGACGGCGAGCACGCAUUUGGCAGGGUCACCGACACGGGCUCUCGCGAGGCCGCCUUCGUCUUCGCCGUGUCGGCCGCGGGCGUGACGCACGCGGUGUCGCGCGCGUGCCGCGAGGGCGACCUGGCCACGUGCGGCUGCAGCCGCGCGCCACGCCCGCGCGCCCUGCAGCGCGACUGGCUGUGGGGCGGCUGCGGCGACAACACGGAGUACGGCUACCGCUUCGCCAGGGAGUUCGUGGACGCGAGGGAGCGAGAGGACAGGGGAGCCGCCGAGCCGCGCCGGGCGCUCAUGAACCUGCACAACAACGAAGCGGGCCGUCGGGCCGUGUUCAACUCGGCCGAGGUGGCGUGCAAGUGCCACGGCGUGUCGGGCUCGUGCUCGCUCAAGACGUGCUGGCUCCAGCUCGCCGACUUCCGCAAGGUGGGCGACUCGCUGCUGCGGCGCUACGAGCGGGCGAUCGCGGUGCGCGCGACGCGGCGCGGCCGUCUCGAGCCGAGCGGUCCCAACAAAGCGCCCCCACCGGCUCCGCCUGUGCCCCCUUCGCCCUUCGGGGGACCUCUGCCGCCGUCGGGGGCAGGAGGAGGAGGAGGAGGCGGCCAGCAGGGAGCGGGGGCUGCGGCUGCUGCUGCUGCUGCCUCGGCGCUCGCGGAGGACGAGCUGGCGUACCUGGAGGCGAGUCCUGACUACUGCGCGCGUAACGGCAGCACGGGCUCGCUGGGCACGGCGGGGCGGCUGUGCGAGCGGGCGAGCGCGGGGCCGUCGGGCUGUGAGCUGCUGUGCUGCGGCCGGGGCUACGACCACUACAAGGCGACCGUGGUGGAGCGGUGCCAGUGCAAGUUCCACUGGUGCUGCUACGUCAAGUGCAAGAAGUGCUCGCGCACUGUGGACCAGUACGUCUGCAAGUGAUGGGGAGGGGGGGGGGAAGGUGGUUGCCGGUGGUGGCGAUUGCGGCAGCGUAGCGGUGAGCGCGCCGCGCUCCUGAACCCCCGCCACCCGAGUUAGAUUCCCGCUCACGGCCACCAACACC